Messenger RNA from Glycine soja, 1233 nucleotides. RefSeq lists its product as uncharacterized. Bases 315 to 1019 code for a protein of 234 amino acids. The record is from RefSeq and is a predicted model, not a curated record. The transcript has 3 exons. Lineage: Eukaryota; Viridiplantae; Streptophyta; Magnoliopsida; Fabales; Fabaceae.
GAAAUGAGUUGUUUCUAGCUCAAAGCUUGCAUUACAUACAUGCAUUAGUGAUUGAAGUUGGAACAAGAAACAGGAAGGUUUUGCGCUGCCUUUGUUUUGUCCCUUGGUCUUGGAGCACUAGGCACAAGGUGGACAUCAAGUAUCCACUUAUUGCAAAGACUGAAUCGUGUAGUCAAACAAGUCCACAUUCAUCCUUUCUUGAUGUGUAUAUAAAGCAUGGUUUGGCAUGCAUUAUCAUAGAGGAGAGGAAUAUCAAAUUAAUUUCACAGACACUAUUCACUUUUAAGACACAAGCUAGUGAUAUCAAGAAAAAGAUGGAAUGGAAGAAGUGUUAUUUGGAUGUGAUAUUGGUGCCCUUAGGAUUUCUUAUAAGCAUUGGUUAUCAUUUCUGGCUGUGGUACACUGUUCGAACACAUCCACAUACAACUAUCAUUGGCAUCAAUGCCAGUGGUCGACGAAAUUGGGUUGCUGCCAUGAUGAAGGACAAUGACAAAAAGAACAUCCUCGCUGUUCAAUCACUAAGGAACACAAUCAUGGGUGCGACCCUAAUGGCCACAACCUCAAUUCUCCUAUGCUCAGGCCUAGCAGCAAUCGUAAGCAGCACCUACAGUGUGAAGAAGCCACUCGAGGACACAGUUUAUGGGGGUCAUGGAGAGUUCAUGAUAUCACUCAAAUAUGUCACUUUGCUCUCUAUUUUCCUCUUCUCAUUCUUCUGCCACUCCUUGUCCAUAAGGUUCAUAAACCAAGUCAACAUCCUAAUCAACACCCCACAGGACCCCAUCAUGUCCUUGGUCACCCCUGAAUAUGUGAAUGAGAUUUUGGAGAAAGGCUUCCUUCUAAACACUGUUGGAAACAGACUCUUCUAUGCGGCACUUCCUCUGCUGCUUUGGAUAUUUGGCCCCGUCUUGGUCUUCCUGUGCUCUCUCACUAUGGUUCCUGUGCUUUACAAUCUUGACUUUGUGGUUACUGGUGCAAAUAAGGGAAAGAUGCAGCUCAAUGAGAAUAGAGAUUUUGUAUGAGCUAAUGUCGUAUAUAAAUAUUAAUGUGUUAAGUAAGAAUUUAUGAAGUUGGUAUUUUGUAUUUCAAUGAUCAGAAACAAGUAUGUUCUACUACUUCUACCCUUGUGGCAAGGUAUUAGAAGGGAUUUUGACUGUGUUCAAUGACGUGUACUUAGCGUUGUGAAUGCAAAUCAUAUAUAUAUAUAUAUAACACCAUGUGCCUCAUUUUGAUUUA